Molecule: messenger RNA, 753 nt
Organism: Eubalaena glacialis (North Atlantic right whale)
Lineage: Eukaryota; Metazoa; Chordata; Mammalia; Artiodactyla; Balaenidae
Product: granzyme H-like
Exons: 5
Coding region: 1-753 (250 amino acids)
Biological process (GO): proteolysis
Cellular component (GO): cytoplasm; intracellular membrane-bounded organelle
Molecular function (GO): serine-type endopeptidase activity
Source: RefSeq, a predicted model, not a curated record
AUGCAGCCUCUCCUGCUCCUAAUGGCCUUUCUUCUGCCCCCUGGGCUGGGACUGCCUUUUCUUUCAGAGGAGAUCAUCGGGGGCCACGAGGCCAAGCCCCACUCCCGCCCCUACAUGGUGUUUGUUCAGUUUCUGGGUAAGGAGAGUUGGAAGAGGUGCAGCGGUGUCCUCGUGCAAAAGGACUUUGUUCUGACGGCUGCUCACUGCAGAGGAAGUUUAAUCAACAUCACCCUGGGGGCCCACAACAUCAAGAAACAGGAGAGGACCCAGCAGAUGAUCCCAGUGAGACGAGCCGUCCCCCACCCAGACUACAAUCCUAAGAACCACUCCAAUGACAUCAUGUUACUGCAGCUGGAGAGAAAGGCCAAGAGGACUGCAGCCGUGAAACCCCUCAGCCUGCCCAGGGGCAAGGUCCGGGUGAAGCCAGGAAAGGCGUGCAGUGUGGCCGGCUGGGGGCAGGUGGCUGUGGGCACUCCAACCACCACCUUGCAGGAGGCAGAGCUGACGGUGCAGGAGGAUCCAGUGUGCAAAUCCCUCUUCCCCGGCUAUUACAGCCAGGCCACCCAGAUUUGCGUGGGGGACCCGAGGAAGGUGAAGGCUGCCUUCAAGGGUGACUCCGGCGGGCCCCUCAUGUGCAAAAACGUGGUCCAGGGUAUUUUCUCCUAUGGAAAAACAAACGGGAAAUCUCCAGGAGUCUUUACCAAGGUCUCACACUUCCUGUCCUGGAUAAGGAGAACAAUGAAGCAUCUCUAA